Cyphellophora europaea CBS 101466 is the source of this 231-nucleotide messenger RNA. RefSeq names its product small nuclear ribonucleoprotein Sm D2. Lineage: Eukaryota; Fungi; Ascomycota; Eurotiomycetes; Chaetothyriales; Cyphellophoraceae. Gene Ontology annotation, biological process: spliceosomal snRNP assembly; RNA splicing. The transcript has a single exon. Gene Ontology annotation, cellular component: U2 snRNP; U4/U6 x U5 tri-snRNP complex; catalytic step 2 spliceosome. The record is from RefSeq and is a predicted model, not a curated record. Bases 1 to 231 code for a protein of 76 amino acids. Gene Ontology annotation, molecular function: RNA binding.
AUGACAGCCACCCGCAAUCACAGUCAAGUUCUGAUUAAUUGCCGGAACAACCGAAAGCUUCUGGCACGAGUCAAAGCAUUCGAUCGCCACUGCAACAUGGUCCUCGAGAACGUGAAAGAAAUGUGGACGGAAAAGAGUGGCAAAGAUGGCAAGAAGGGAGUCAACAAGGACAGGUUCAUCAGUAAGAUGUUUCUGCGAGGCGACAGUGUUAUCCUCGUUCUACUGAGCUGA